Messenger RNA from Malassezia japonica, 846 nucleotides. RefSeq lists its product as uncharacterized. The coding region runs from base 1 to 846 and encodes 281 amino acids. The record is from RefSeq and is a predicted model, not a curated record. Lineage: Eukaryota; Fungi; Basidiomycota; Malasseziomycetes; Malasseziales; Malasseziaceae. The transcript has 4 exons.
AUGGACGCGGAACGUCGCGGGCUCGCGGCGUACGGCGCACGAGAUGCGGCGCCGCGAUUCCAGUCGCUGUGUGCGUCUACAUUCGCAGUGUUGCAAGAGCGUAUUCGUCUUGCGCACGAGAUUGCAUCGUCUGCCGAGGCGAGCGAUCAUGCCUUUCUCCGUACCUUUCCGUACUUUGCGCGCGACAAGACGAUCGCCAAGAACCUGCAUACGCUCAUGGAUGCGCUGGAUGCGUGGAAUGCGGUGCAUGCACGGGGCGACCUGAUGCAGGACGACGACGUACCGACACCGGAGCAGCUCGGCGACUGGACCGGCACCGUCCACCGCUUGGUCCACCUGCUGGGCCAGACGAACAACGAGCUGAACGACCCGCGGGGGACAGAGAUCGUGCAGGACUUGCGAUCAUUGCAUCCGCACGUCUUUGGUCUCGACACGCCGCUCGACAAGCCCGCGCCCGAGCCAGAGGCUGAGCCGGAGGAGGCGGAGGCGAUGCCGGCCGAGCGCCUAUCGCGCGUCGAGUUCAUGACACAGGUCGACGACCUCCCGGAACAGGAUUCCUCGGCACGGUACGCACCCGACGACCGCGAGGCCGCUGCACAGUUCGCGCUACAAAAUGCGGCCUUCCGCGACCAAGACACCCAUCUCGACCAUCUCAGCACCUCCAUCUCGCGCCAGCACGAUCUGAGUCUGCGCAUGAACGAGGAGCUGGAGCUGCACGCAGGCCUCCUGACCGACCUCGACCGGGGCGUGGACGAUACCGAGCUGCGGCUGGGGGGGGCAAGCAACCGCCUCGAUCGCUUCCGCGCGAGCAUGAAAGAGCACGGCUCGGUGUGGAUCAUCUUUUAG